Messenger RNA from Eurytemora carolleeae, 3264 nucleotides. Its product is annotated as GATA-binding factor C. Gene Ontology annotation, biological process: negative regulation of transcription by RNA polymerase II; cell fate commitment; positive regulation of transcription by RNA polymerase II. Gene Ontology annotation, molecular function: RNA polymerase II cis-regulatory region sequence-specific DNA binding; DNA-binding transcription factor activity, RNA polymerase II-specific; zinc ion binding. The transcript has 13 exons. The record is from RefSeq and is a predicted model, not a curated record. Lineage: Eukaryota; Metazoa; Arthropoda; Copepoda; Calanoida; Temoridae. Bases 301 to 1773 code for a protein of 490 amino acids.
CGGCCCUGGGCCCGGCACGGGACGGGGAAAGAUAACCGCAAAAUGCGGUGCUGAUAACCGCACGCAUAGGCGAGAUAACGAGACUAACAGUUGAGAUAGGGACGGAUAGAACGAGAUUACUCUAGAUCUUGGAGCUGAUCAGCUGAUCACAAGAAUAUUUCGUGGAUUUCAGACCACGAUCUAAACAUUAUCCUAGUUUUCAUCGAUACUCAAAUCAAAGAAUACGAUCAAGUGAAAUAGAAAUCAGAUUUUAACAGGGAUUCAUAGAAAUUGAGUUUUUAAGUCCUUCCGUCGUCUCCCAUGGUUGUGAUGGAGGGUGGGCGUGGUUUGAUGGAGAGUGGGCGUGGUUGGUAUGAAGGGCAGGAACUGCAGGGUUUAAACCACGCCUCCUCCUCCCCCCACCCUGGACUAAACCAACAGACAGAUAGUCCACACACACAUCAACAUUUACAGGAGCCAGAUACAGAUGGGUACUUCAAGGAGAGGGCGGAUACAGAUCCAUACUUCAAGUCGAAUACGGCGGCUAGCCAAUACUUUAGCCAGGCAGCUGCCUUGCAAUCAGCUUACGGAAAUAUGUCACAAGGAAGGUCGGGUGGAGAAGGUCAGAUAUCUAGUAGAUCACAGUUCUACUCUCCUCUUCAUUCAAUGGCUUGGGGAGCUUUCUCCAGCAGCUCCUCAGCAACAUCAGCAGCUUCUAAACCUUAUUCUUCAUUUGGAUAUCCUCCUACUCCACCUAAGGAAUCUCCAGUGUUAUCCUCUACACCUACCUCUCUACCUUUAGAUACUACUUUAUAUAAACCUGCAGAGGAUCAGUUGGUGGAUGGUGGAGAUGACGCCCAUGGCCAACUUGAUUUAAAACCAAGUACAGAACAUCUAAUGCAGAUGGGACUAGGAUAUAAUAGGAAAAUGCAUGACGGUCCGUCCUCCUACCCUGGUCCACCUGAGUCUCCGGCAAGCUCAGGUUACUAUGGUUACAAUGGAUCAGUAUACUCGAAUUAUAGUUCUUCAUUAUUCCAAUCAAAGUACACUGACUCCUCAAAAUCUAAAAAUAAACCUAUUGCUGAGGGUAGAGAGUGUGUGAACUGUGGUGCAACAUCUACUCCGUUAUGGAGACGGGAUGGAAAUGGUCACUAUCUUUGCAAUGCCUGCGGUCUUUAUUACAAAAUGAAUGGACAGAACAGACCUCUUAUCAAGCCCAAAAGAAGAUUGUCAUCAGCAAGACGGGAGGGCACAAGUUGUGCAAACUGUAAAACAACGACAACAACUUUAUGGAGAAGGAAUCAGAACGGUGAACCUGUCUGUAAUGCCUGUGGUCUAUACUUCAAACUACAUAAUGUCGAGAGACCCUUGACAAUGAAGAAGGACGGUAUACAGACAAGAAACAGGAAACUGUCCGCGAAAUCGAAGAAGAAGCGCGCCGGUAUGGCAGAUUUCUUUAGAACAGGUUUAGAUGGAAGAUGGGGGAUGGGAAUGGGAUACUUUAGUUCUCCGAUGUCCGGAUACUAUCAUCAGAUGGCUCCCAUGUCUGGCAUGGCGAGCCAGUUCAUGAGCCCUAGCACUAUGUAUAUGGGUGGUAUGACCGGGAUGGGAAUGAGUGGGAUGAGUGGUAUGACCGGUAUGAGUGGGAUGAGCGGAAUGAGUGGGAUGCAGAGUAAUGGAGGUUUGAAUCUUGCCUCACACUCACUCACGCACUCACAUUCUCCGUUCUCAUUAGGGAAUACUGGAGUACAGUCUAGUAUAGAAUCCUCAAUGAUCGGAGCUACACCCUGCUGAUCCAUGAUCGUAGAUACUCCCUGUUGAUUCAUGAUCGUUAUUACUCCCUGCUGAUCCAUGAUCGUUAUUACUCCCUGUUGAUUCAUGAUCGUUAUUACUCCCUGUUGAUUGAUGAUCGGUGAUGCUCACUGUUUAUCACUGAUCGUUGCUGUUGCUACUCUUUGUUGAUAAAUAUAAUGAUAGAAACAAUUACUUUGUUGAUCAGUUUACAAUGAUCGGAGCUAUAUAUUAGUAAUCAAUGAGCUACCACUAUUGAUCAAUAUAAUGUGGAUUGGUAACCCCAAAUGAACAAUGAUCAUAGCUGCGAUCAAUAUUAUCGUUGCUGUAAUUUUAGUACUCAGUGCAAUGAUAGAAAUUACACCGUGCCGAUAAAUGCAAUCAACAUCGAGGUACAAACCCGUCGAUCAAUGAUAGGACAACCAAGAAAAUAUUUCCCCUUCCAGAAAUUAAAAGAAUACAUAUUGAUGAUCAUUUUAAUUAAUAUUUUUUAUAAAAUCAUUCUGCAAUUUCUUUGCGUCUAACAAGGCAACACUACGUCAUUAAUGACACUCGACAUUAUAGUUAAAAUUACAAAGUUCUCAAAACGGCAAACACUUUUAAAUAAGUUAGCUUUAAAAAUAGCCAACUGGCUUUCAUUGUAAGGGUAUAUAUGACUGCCAUCUUUGUUUACAUAAUCAAAUCGGAAAAAUCAAAAUUCUCAAAUUCCAAAUGAGAUUUGUAAAUGAAGGAAUUAUCAAUGUGCUCUUAGUUUUCAUACCUUGUGAUUUAUCAAUGCUGUAGUCAAUUAUCCCCUGUGAAAGUACAGUGAGACCCAUAAAACUGUGCAAGAGGAAGACGACAUUUAAUCAAUCGUAUUUCCAGUAGUGAGUCAAUUUGUACCACUGCAAAAGUGCUGUGUUUCAUGAACUUGUUUUAGUCGUCUUCCUAUUUCACAGUUUUACGGGAUCACUAUAUAUUUUAGUAUGCAAAAUUUGCAACAAACUUGUUUAGCGACUGUGGUCGUCAAAAUAUAGUGGAAUAAAAUGACGACAAUUGCUCUUGAAACUUCUUUUGGGUUAAGAGUCGUUAGUUGCUUUCCAUUAUAUUUUAUGGACCACUGUAUUUGUUUCAAGUGACCGUUAUAAGUCUCUAUGUAUAGUCUAAUAUUCCUUUUGCAAUGCAAUUUUGAAAAAAAAAAUUAACGCUGUCUUUGACUCUAUCCUUUCAAACCAAUUUGACACUUUUUUGCAAAUUGUUUAACUAUGCCUGAACCCUACAGAUUGUUUGCAAUAUAUUGCAAUAAUAAACCCUGAAUAGUGAAUAUUCAGAGUUGGAAACUUUUGAAUGAAUGGAUCUAAUCUAAAUCGAUUCAAAUGUUAUUUCUAUCUAAAAGUUUCCAGCUUAUUCAGAAUAUUUAAUCCAAUGAUGUUUAAAGUGUUUAACCAAGUUUAGUUUAAAUAUUAUUAAUACUAGUAAUUAUUACAAUAUAUCUACCUUAUUUAUUUUGUAACU